Messenger RNA from Drosophila nasuta, 3403 nucleotides. RefSeq lists its product as uncharacterized. NCBI's taxonomy places the organism in Eukaryota, Metazoa, Arthropoda, Insecta, Diptera, Drosophilidae. Gene Ontology annotation, molecular function: monooxygenase activity; iron ion binding; heme binding. The coding region runs from base 191 to 3403 and encodes 1070 amino acids. The record is from RefSeq and is a predicted model, not a curated record. The transcript is spliced from 10 exons.
UCAGCAUCAAUAUAUCAAGAUCACCCAAAAAUGUAUCUUAAGAUUUUGUCCUUGCUGUGUAGUGUAAGUUCAAAUCUUUUACUAUAUCAUAUCAAUAUUUAUAAGCAAUUAAACGUAUGAAUGCAACAAGCUUAUAAACUCUGAGGUUGAUUAGCUUUAUACGCAGUUCAAAGUUAAGCACGACAGCAGAAUGUUAGGACCCCACACAAAGCUCCGACAAUUGUUAAGAACAACAAGAAUACAGCAGCGGCGACAAAUAUGUGUUUCAACGGAACUAAGGACUAAAUAUACGAAGUGGGAGCAGGCUCGACCAUUCGAACAAAUUCCAAAAGUGGGACUAUUGAACUUUGUAUUCUAUAUGCUCCCCGGUGGCAGAUAUGCGAAAAUGGAGUUUCCAGACAUGAUGUUGGAUUUACAUCGCCGACAUGGACCACUCUACAGAUUGCCAGGCAUUAUGGGCAAGGCGGAGUAUCUUGUGUGCAGUGAUCCAGCUCAUUUCGAGCGAGUUUAUCGGUCUGAGGGAUCCUCUCCGGAAAGACAGGCCAAGUCAAUAUUAGACUAUCACCGAAACAAGCACCAAUCGGAUUUUUAUCAAGGCGUCGAAGGACUUGUUUCCACCACGGGACAAACUUGGUCAAAAUUUCGCUACACUGUCAAUCCCAUUCUGAUGCAGCCCAAAACUAUUAGAUUAUAUUAUCGAGAGAUGGCAAAUGUGCAUAAGGAAUUUAUUGAGCGCAUUCGUGAGAUACGCGAUAGCAACACCUUUGAAGUGCCUCAUGAUUUUGAAGACGAAAUCAACCGCUUGACUCUGGAGUGUGUUUCAGUGAUUGCCUUGGAUAAACAGUUGGGACUUUUUAAAGACAAUCGCAAUGAUCCGCGAGCAAAGAAACUCUUGGAUAGUCUCGUUGAAGUGUUCGCUCUUGGUUCUGAGAUUGAACUUAAGCCUUCCCCUUGGCGUUAUAUAUCCACGCCAUUAUUCAAGAGAGCUAUGCGGGUUUUGGACACUAUUCAGGAACUAACUGUUGGCUAUGUAAAUGAAGCUGUGGAGCGCUUAGAACGCGAAUCAUCCAAUAAACCUGAACAUAAGAUGAGUGUACUGGAAAAGCUACUAAAGAUUGAUAGGAAGAUUGCUACUGUCAUGGCCAUGGACAUGAUGUUGGUGGGAGUGGAUACGACUGCUAGCACAUUUGCAGCUUGUUUGUUGUGCCUUGCACAAAAUCCGGAACAGCAAGCAAAACUAAGAGAGGAAGUGCUUCGUUUACUACCUGAAAAGCAAUCUAAUUUCACAGAAGACUCCAUGAAGAAUAUGCCAUAUUUGCGAGCCUGCAUCAAGGAAGCACUUCGUCAUUAUCCUUUAUUAUCAGCCAACAGUCGUAUUAUCAAAUCGAACAUUGUACUUAAUGGUUAUCAAAUACCCAAAGAUACUGCAAUUAUAAUGCUAUCCCAUGGACUUACGAUGAGUGACGAAAACUAUCCCAGAAGCAAGGAAUUUCUUCCGGAGCGUUGGUUACGAUCGAACAAUCAAAAAGUUGCGGGUGGCAAAUGUCCAAAUUCGAUGAGAGCAAGUAAUCCAUUUAUCUAUCUUCCAUUUGGGUAUGGACCUCGCAUGUGUAUCGGUAGACGGAUUGUCGAGAUGGAACUGGAGUUGGGCAUUGCUCGGCUUGUUCGUAAUUUUUAUAUCGAGUUUAAUCACCCAGCGGAGAAACCAUUUAAAAGUUUGAUUAUAAAUGUACCAAACAUUCCGUUGAAAUUUAAGUUUGCAGAUGUGGAAUACGCUCAGUUCCAAAUUAGACACAACAGCACUAUGUUUGGUCGGCAAGCUAAACUUCGACAAUUGUUACAAAUUUUACCACUGCAACAGUGUCAACAAAUAUGUGUUGCAAGUACAGCGAGUGCAGGGAAAAUUGAAGCGGCAUCGGAAUGUCAACGACCAAGACCAUAUAAUACGAUACCCAAAGUGAGUAAGGCGCAGUUCCUGCUUUAUAUGCUGCCAGGUGGAAGAUACUAUAAGAAGGAGUUCCCCUACGUCAUGUUGGAUCUGCACAAGCGUCUUGGUACGCUCUACAGAGUGCCGGGCAUUUUAGGCAAAGAAGAGUAUCUCCUUACAAAUGAUCCGGCUCAUUUCGAGCAAAUCGUACGAGUUGAAGGACCUUGGCCACAGCGACAGGGUAAAUCUAUAAUGGACUUUCAUCGCAGCCAAUAUCGCAAGGACUUUUAUCAGGGCAUUGAGGGCAUCUUAUCCACAGAUGGUGAAAUGUGGGCCAAAUUUCGCUUCACAGUCAAUCCCGUCAUGCUGCAACCGAAAAUUGUGCGACUUUAUUACCAAAAGUUGUCGAACGUCAACAAGGAAUUCAUUCAGCGAAUUCGUGAAAUCAGAGAUCGCCACACCUUAGAGGUACCCGAGAAUUUUGAGGAGGAAAUCAAUCGAUGGACCUUGGAAUCUGUUUCAGUAGUGGCUCUGGAUAAACAGUUGGGACUGAUAAAUAAGAAUCGCAAUGAUCCUCAACUAAGGAAACUGUUUGAUAGCAUCAAUCAAUAUUUUGCCUUGGCAGCUAAAAUUGAACUAAGACCAUCUUUCUGGCGAUUCUUACCAUCGCCGCAAUUUAAGCGGGCUAUGCAAGCCUUGGACAACAUCCAGGAAGUGAGUGGGAACUUUGUCAACGAAGCUCUCGAGCGUUUGAAGCACGAACCUACAGAAAAGCCAGAGCACGAAAAGAGUGUGUUGGAGAAACUGUUGAAAAUCGACAAGAAGAUUGCCACUGUGAUGGCCAUGGACAUGAUCAUGGCUGGCGUGGAUACGACAACAAGCGCUGUUACCGGCUGUCUCUUAUCCAUAGCCAAAAAUCCCGAAAAGCAGGCAAAACUACGCGAAGAAGUGCUCCGCAUUCUGCCCAAUAAGGACUCGGAUUUCACAGAAGCCUCCUUAAAUAAUAUGCCAUAUUUGCGGGCCUGCAUCAAGGAGUCACUGCGUUUUUUUCCCUUGAUUCCCGGCAACAGCCGUGUCAUCAAAUCAGAUAUAGUGUUAAAUGGUUAUCAGAUACCAAAAGAAACAGCUGUUAUAAUGACGUCCCAAGGCCUACAUAUGGAUGACCAGUACUUUCCCAGGAGCAAAGAGUUUCUUCCAGAGCGUUGGCUUCGCCAGACAAAAGAGCAAAGCACUGAGAGCAAGUGUCCAAAUGCUCUUAAACCAAGCAAUCCUUUUAUCUAUUUGCCCUUUGGCUUUGGGCCACGCAUGUGCAUUGGCAAAAGAAUUGUCGAAAUGGAAUUGGAGCUGGGUAUUGCGCGACUUAUUCGAAAUUUUUAUAUUGAGUUUAAUCACUCGACGGAGAAAGCUUUCAAAAGUCAGCUUAUAAGUGUGCCAAACAUUCCCCUUCAAUUCAAAUUUAUGGAUGUGGAAUACUAA